AUGGACCAGAGCAGCCGCCUGCAGGUCGCCGCGUGGAUGAAGCAGGCAGCGACAUUUUACUCGUUCCGCGAGACCGUCUGGCUGUCGGCCCUGGCGCUAUGGGACCUAUUUAUGACGGGAAUGACGCCCAAGGAACGCGAAGACUAUGCGCAAUUCAUUGCGCCCCUCGCGGCCGUGGCGGCGCUGUCAUUGGCCGGCAAGGUCGACGACAACCGGCGCCCCCCGCCCAUGUCCGAUCUACAGGUGUUCGUGCCGUGGGUGGGCGUGACGUUCACGAACGGCGAGAUUGCGGAGAUGGAGGGGGAGAUCCUGCGGGUCGCGGAGUGGCGCGUGCUGCGCGUGACGGGGGCGGACUUCGCCGACGCGCUCGUGGCGAGCGUCGCGGGCGCGGUGGGCAUGUCCGCGCCGUCCGCGGAGCUGCUCCGCGCGGCGUGGUCCGCGACGGCGUGGUCCGCGGUCGGCGCGGGGCUGGACCUGGCGUUUUUGCCGUCGACGCUGGCGGCGGGCGUGCUGCUCUGCACGGUCGACCACGCGGCGUCGCGGGGCGUGGAGGGCGCGCCCUCGCCGAUCGACGUGCGCGAGGCGCUCAUGCACCUCGGCGUCGUCGACGCCAGCCUCGUGGAGUGCAUGCGGCAGGUGGCGUGGCUCUCCGAGCAGCGCCCCGACCGGCUCUGCACCGCCUCGCCGACGUCGCCGCGGAAGCGCGGCCGGUCGCCCUCGAUGGAGACGGCCACGCCCGUCGCGACGCAGCGGUUCGCGGUCUCCGCGGGCACGCGCCGCACCGAGGAGCUGGCGGGCGCCUCGCCCACGCACGGCGCGAGCUCGGGCGCGCUGACGCGGCUGGUGGGCGACGCCGUGGCGGUGCCGCCGCGGCCGCUCUCCGCGGGCGCGCCGCGGAAGGUGCACGUGUACCAGGGGGAGGACGACGACCGCGCCGACGGGCUGCCCCGGCUCAGCGCGUAG
Molecule: messenger RNA, 963 nt
Organism: Pedinophyceae sp. YPF-701
Lineage: Eukaryota; Viridiplantae; Chlorophyta; Pedinophyceae
Source: the annotation of a GenBank genome assembly